GUCGGCGUCCUCUUCCUGUUUUCAGAAUCUCGUCAUUCUUAGGUGAAAGGGAAAGAAAUCAUUUAAGCGGCUUUGCGUCACGCUUCUCACAACUGCAAGAAGUACUGUUCUUUGCCUUCAUUUGCUUCUCCUUGUAUUCACUUCGAAGGUAUUUGCCAUGUCGACUUACCCGUCUUCACACAAGGAGUGGCUGGGCAAGCUCAUCAGCUUCGACACCACCAGCCGCAAUUCCAACCUGGAGCUGAUCCGCUACAUUGAGGCGUAUCUGAAGUCCGUGGGCGUGGAGUCCACGCUGGUGUACAACCCGGAGAAGACCAAGGCGAAUCUCUUUGCCACAUUCCCCGCAGACAACGGCGCGACGCAGGGCGGCAUCAUUUUGUCUGGCCACACGGACGUGGUGCCGGUGGACGGCCAGAAGUGGGACUCGGACCCCUUUGUGAUGGUGGAGAAGGACGGCAAGCUGUUUGGCCGUGGUGCGUGCGACAUGAAGUCGUUCAUUGCGGUGGUGAUGUCCCUCACACCUGCAUUUUUGCAGAUGAAACGCGCGAAGCCGAUCCACUACGCCUUCUCGUUCGACGAGGAGGUGGGCUGCAUUGGCGCACGCAUUCUCACGGCGUACUUGAAGGACAAGGGCUUCAAGGCGGAUGGCUGCCUCAUCGGUGAGCCGACCAGCAUGCGCGUCUACACCGGCAACAAAGGUAUCAGCCGGUGGUACGUGAGUGUGCGCGGCAAGGCGAUCCACUCCUCCAUGGCGCUGAUGAACACGAGCUGCAACGCCAUCGAGUACGCCGCGCAGAUCAUCACGAAGAUCCGCGAGAUUGCGCUGGAGAUCAAGAAGAACGGUGUGCAGGACAAAACCUACCAAUGUCCCUUUGCGUGCAUCUCCACCGGCGUCAUCAAGGGCGGCAACGCGGUGAACACGGUGCCGGCGGAGUGCGAGUUCGUGUACAGCGUGCGCGUCACAGAUGGCGAGACAGCCAACGACAUUGAGCAGCGUGUGGGGCAGUACAUCCAGCGGGUGAUCCUGCCCUCCAUGAAGGAGGAGUACCCGGAGGCCUCGGUGGAGGUGACCCCCGGCGCGUGCUACCCCGCUUUUAACGCCGAUGAGGCCGAUCCGGUGGUGAAGCAGUCGCGGCACCUCUGCAAGGAUCACGAGGUGCGCAAGAUUGGCGGCGGCACGGAGGCCGGCUACUUCCAAAACGUCCUCGGCGUUCCCACCGUCAUUGUUGGGCCUGGGCCGUUUGAGAUGGCGCAUCUGCCAAACGAAUACGUGUCGAUUGCCGAUAUGGAUCAAAGCACUCGUUUCACGAUGGACCUUGUUAAGCUCUACACAGACCCCGCCUUUGUGAGUAAGCAGUAG
Molecule: messenger RNA, 1360 nt
Organism: Leptomonas pyrrhocoris
Lineage: Eukaryota; Euglenozoa; Kinetoplastea; Trypanosomatida; Trypanosomatidae
Product: glutamamyl carboxypeptidase putativemetallo-peptidase Clan MH Family M18
Exons: 1
Coding region: 158-1360 (400 amino acids)
Biological process (GO): L-arginine biosynthetic process
Molecular function (GO): acetylornithine deacetylase activity
Source: RefSeq, a predicted model, not a curated record